This is a messenger RNA of Ostreococcus tauri, 450 nucleotides long. Its product is annotated as EF-Hand 1, calcium-binding site. NCBI's taxonomy places the organism in Eukaryota, Viridiplantae, Chlorophyta, Mamiellophyceae, Mamiellales, Bathycoccaceae. Gene Ontology annotation, molecular function: calcium ion binding; enzyme regulator activity. The record is from RefSeq and is a predicted model, not a curated record. Bases 1 to 450 code for a protein of 149 amino acids. The transcript has a single exon.
AUGGCCGCUGACCUCACGGAUGAGCAAAUCGCCGAGUUCAAGGAAGCGUUCGCGCUGUUCGAUAAGGAUGGCGAUGGGACGAUCACGACGAAGGAACUCGGGACGGUGAUGCGAUCGCUCGGACAGAACCCCACGGAGGCGGAGUUGCAAGAUAUGAUCAACGAAGUCGACGCGGAUGGCAACGGCACGAUCGACUUUCCGGAAUUCUUGAACUUGAUGGCGCGAAAGAUGAAGGAUACGGACAGCGAAGAGGAGUUGCAGGAGGCGUUCAAGGUGUUCGAUAAGGAUGGUAACGGGACGAUCUCCGCUGCGGAGUUGCGACACGUGAUGACGAACCUCGGGGAGAAACUCACCGACGAAGAGGUGGAUGAGAUGAUUCGCGAAGCCGACGUCGACGGAGACGGAGAAGUCAACUACGAAGAGUUCGUCAAGAUGAUGAUGGCGAAGUAA